AUGGGCCUCCAGGCGCAGCGGCAACAGCUGGCUUCUGCCCAGGAGGAGCUUGCCGGUGUGCGGCUGCAGCUGGAGGCGGAGACUCGCGCCCGAGAGGCUGCAGAGGAAAGACUCCGGGAAGCCUCGGUGGAUUUCGCGCGCAAGCUGGCAGCUAUGCAGGCGCGCGUGCUCGAAGCUGAGCGCGACGUGGUGCUGGGCAGCCAGGUGCUGGUGGCACGCAGCGCACCCUCCAGCGGGGGGACUAUGGCCAUCUCCUCUCCGGAAGGACUGUCGCGUGCCAGCGACACGCCUCGCCGCUUGGCGCCUGUCCCGCCACCGCCGCGGGCAGACGAGGCAGCCUUUAGCCGCUGUCGUGUGCGUGCAGGCCCAGGUGGUGGAGCAAGUGGGCGCCGCACGCGCUCGGCGCAACAUCGCCUGGAGCCGCUGGAAAGUCCAGAGGGGCUGCCCAGUGAGGAGCUUGAAGAGGUGGAGCAGAGCCUCAAGGACAGCAGCGCCAAGGAGAAGAAGAGCUGGGCCAUCGCCAUCCAGGCUUUGACGCUGACCUUCCUAGCUGAAUGGGGAGACCGGUCCCAAAUCUCGACCAUUGCACUGGCAGCGGCCAAGGACCCUUUGGGUGUGACACUGGGUGGCAUCAUUGGCCAUUCAUGUUGCACCACACUGGCGGUGCUGGGCGGCCGGGUGCUGGCCGAGCACAUCUCAGAGCGCAUGGUGGUUACGGCUGGCGGGGUGCUUUUCCUUUGCUUUGCGGUGCAUGGUGCCAUCAUGGGCGCAGGCGCGCGCUGCUACGUGGCCGGCAGGCUUGCAGAGCAGUGCUUCGAGAGGUCGCGGCAACAGGCGAAUCAGACCAACAUGAAGUUCGUGGCAAUUCUGCCUCUCGCGGCCGCUGUUGUUCUUCAAGGGCCGGAGAAGUAUGAGGAUGCCUUCCACCAAUUUCUGGACAAGCAUCACCGGGGCUACAAGAAAGGCAGCACGGAAUACGUGCAACGGCUGGAGCUCUUCACCCAGCGGUUCGAGGAGGCACAGCACCUCAACUCUCAGCCUGGCCGCACCUGGAAAGCGGGCAUUACCCCGCUGGCUGACUUGACAUCCCAGGAGCUGAGCAAGCUGAAGGGUUGGGCUGGUGCAGCCAGCCCCACCAGGGGCCACGGAAAGCAGCUCAGGAGUGGCAUGUCUUUGCUCCAGAACGACCUUCCGGAGGAGUUCAUGAACUGGACAACCUUGGAGACCUUGAAGGAUGUGAAUGAUCAGGGCUCCUGUGGAUCGUGCUGGGCGGUGACUGCAGCAACCGUGCUGGAUACGCACAGGGAGAUCUAUCACAAAGAGGAGGCUUCCUCAGAUCUGUCAGCGCAGCAGCUGGUAGACUGCGUGCCAAAUCCCCGGAACUGCGGAGGCUCUGGUGGCUGCUCGGGUGCCACAGUGGAGCUUGCCAUGGCCUACACCCUGAAGAACGGCCUGGCCACAGAAGCCACAGUGCCGUAUGCAGGAACUGACGGCACCUGCACUUCUUCCUCACUGCUGCAGUUUGCUGGCCAGGAGGACGUGCUUGCUUCUGGCGUGAGGAUGGCCUCGGCUGACUCAAUUGGCUUCCAGACUCUCCGCAUGCGUGGCUGGGAGAGGCUUCCAGAGAACAAGUAUGAGCCCUUGAUGAGAGCCCUGGUCUUCCGCGGCCCCGUUGCCGUGUCUGUCAGUGCCACUGGAUGGGAGAUGUACCUUGAGGGCGUUUUCGGCGAUUGCUCCAAAGAUGCCGUCAUCGAUCAUGCGGUGACUCUGAUCGGCUACGGCAAGGAUGCGGCGCGAGACAUGAAGUACUGGACGAUCCAGAAUUCCUGGGGCUCGAGCUUCGGCGAGGAAGGCAAAAUCCGUUUGCAUCGCCAAGACGACGAGGACCAGUACUGUGGCGUUGACCGUCAGCCGCAGCUGGGCACUGCCUGUGAGGGUGGCCCUGCGGAGGUCCGAGUUUGUGGCAUGCGCGGCUCGGCCCGGGAAGCUGCCGUGCCUCGGCGGCCUCCGGAGCCACAGAGCCAGGGCGGAAUGCCUUGGCCAGCCAUCAUCCUUGGCGGCAUAGGCAUUGGUGCUUUUGCAGCACGCUCGGGUUUCCGCGCCCUGCGUGCCUCCGGGGUGAAGAUGAACAUCACCAUGCCCUCCUUCAGCGGUGGUGGGAUCCAGGGCUUCGAGACACCCAUGAGCCGUGGGGAGGCAAGGAAGAUCCUGAACAUCUCCUCGGUAGCUCCCAGCAAGGAUGCGGUCCGUGAAGCACAUCGAAGGUUAUUGAUUGCCAAUCACCCGGACAAGGGUGGUUCCACGUACAUCGCCUCGAAGAUCAACGAGGCGAAGGAAGUGAUGUUGGGCAAGAAGACAACCUGA
Messenger RNA from Effrenium voratum, 2364 nucleotides. NCBI's taxonomy places the organism in Eukaryota, Dinophyceae, Suessiales, Symbiodiniaceae. The record is from the annotation of a GenBank genome assembly.